Molecule: messenger RNA, 1563 nt
Organism: Fragaria vesca subsp. vesca
Lineage: Eukaryota; Viridiplantae; Streptophyta; Magnoliopsida; Rosales; Rosaceae
Product: amidophosphoribosyltransferase 1, chloroplastic-like
Exons: 1
Biological process (GO): purine nucleotide biosynthetic process; purine nucleobase biosynthetic process
Cellular component (GO): cytoplasm
Molecular function (GO): amidophosphoribosyltransferase activity
Source: RefSeq, a predicted model, not a curated record
UCCUCCUUCAUCGCCCACUCCCACGCCCCAAUUUCCUCCUUCUUCUCCGACGACGACGACUCCUCCUCGGACGAGAAGCCUCGCGAGGAGUGCGGCGUCGUCGGCAUCUUCGGCGACCCUGAAGCCUCCCGCCUCUGCUACCUGGCCCUCCACGCCCUCCAGCACCGCGGCCAGGAAGGCGCCGGCAUUGUCUGCGUCCACGACAACCUCCUCCAGUCCAUUACCGGAGUUGGGUUGGUCUCUGAGGUCUUCAAUCAGUCCAAGCUCGACCAGCUGCCUGGCGACUUGGCCAUCGGCCACGUCAGGUACUCCACUGCCGGUCAGUCUAUGCUUAAAAAUGUCCAGCCUUUUGUUGCAGGCUAUCGCUUCGGCUCCGUUGGGGUCGCCCACAAUGGCAACUUGGUCAAUUACGGCGCCCUCAGGGCUAUGCUUGAGGAGAAGGGAUCCAUUUUCAAUACCAGCUCCGACACCGAGGUGGUUCUUCAUCUCAUUGCCAUUUCGAAAGCCAGGCCUUUUCUUUUGAGGAUUGUUGAUGCGUGUGAGCAGGUUAAGGGUGCUUAUUCCAUGGUGUUUGUCACUCAAGACAAGCUCGUUGCGGUUCGGGACCCGUACGGGUUUCGGCCUUUGGUUAUGGGCAGGAGGAGCAAUGGUGCUGUUGUUUUUGCAUCCGAGACUUGUGCGCUUGAUUUGAUUGAGGCUACCUAUGAGAGGGAGGUUGAUCCCGGAGAGUUGGUGGUGGUGGACAAAGGUGGGGUUUCGUCUCAUUGCCUUAUGCCUCAUCGUGAACCCAAGCAAUGUAUAUUCGAGCACAUAUACUUUUCCCUGCCCAAUUCUGUUGUUUUUGGGCGUUCUGUGUAUGAGUCUCGGCGUGUGUUUGGUGAGAUUCUUGCCACUGAGGCCCCGGUUGAGUGUGAUGUUGUCAUAGCAGUGCCUGAUUCCGGUGUGGUGGCUGCGCUUGGUUAUGCUGCCAAAGCUGGUGUGCCUUUUCAGCAGGGUUUGAUUAGGUCACACUAUGUGGGAAGGACCUUCAUUGAGCCAUCGCAGAAGAUCAGGGACUUUGGCGUCAAGCUUAAGCUCUCUCCGGUCAGGGCUGUGUUGAAGGAUAAGAGGGUUGUGGUAGUGGAUGACUCCAUUGUGAGGGGAACUACGUCUUCCAAGAUUGUUAGGUUGUUGAAGGAGGCAGGGGCUAAGGAAGUUCACAUGAGGAUUGCAAGCCCACCGAUUAUAGGCUCCUGUUAUUAUGGUGUCGACACCCCUAGUUCUGAGGAGUUGAUUUCAAACAGGAUGAAAGUUGAGGAGAUUAGGCAGUUCAUCGGAUGCGAUUCACUUGCUUUUUUACCAUUUGAUAGCUUGCAGGGGAUGUUGGGAACAGAAGCUCCCAACUUUUGUUAUGCUUGCUUUACUGGAAAUUACCCUGUGGAACCUAGGGAGGAUAAAGUGAAACGGGUUGGUGAUUUUAUGGAUGAUGGAAUGACUGGUAAUUUUGAUUCCAUUGAUGGUGCUUGGAUUCCAGCAAAUCGGAUUCACAAACACGAGAGCGAUAAUGAAUCUGAGGAAAGUUAG